Messenger RNA from Hyaloperonospora brassicae, 2463 nucleotides. The record is from the annotation of a GenBank genome assembly. NCBI's taxonomy places the organism in Eukaryota, Oomycota, Peronosporomycetes, Peronosporales, Peronosporaceae.
AUGGAGACGCCAGCGAUGGAGCGAGACGCACACGCGCCGCGCUCGGGACUCCUUUUGCACCACUCGCGCGCCUCUGUGCCCAUGCCCGGCAGCCAGUACCGCAAGCAGCAGCAGCUCGCGAGUAGCUCCGCGGACCGUCUGCGCAGCCUGGACGAGCGUCGACGACCGCCGUACCCGUCGAUCCCCACAGCAGCUGCGUCAGUGUCAGUGUCAGCAGCGUCACCGCCACCGCUGCAUCGUCGGUAUCUCGGUCCGCUGGAUAGCCUCUGCACGGCGCUGAGCAGCUCGGGCACGGCGAGCGCCGGCGCGGUAUCUGCGGCGGCUGCUACUGCUGCUGGCGCUCGUGCGGGCGGCCACGAAGUGAUUUUGAGCGGCGCGUUGACCAAACGCGGCCACUUUUUCAAGACGUGGCUGCCGCGGCAUUUGGUGCUAUCGCGAGGAGCGCUGCAAGUGUACAGGAAGAACCCCUACACCAGUGGUGGCCCGCGCUACCAGGAGAAGGACGUGGCACAGCUGGAGAAGAAGCUGCUCAAGAUGGAAGUCGUGCGAACCGACGCGAUUCGAGUCGAAGGGACCGAUGCGUUCAAGCACCAUCCGUAUUGCUUUGUGCUGGCCGUGCGGAAACGGUCGCGGCGGUCGGGGCUUUUGGGCAACAUGAGCAGCGGCAGCAGCUACAAGGCGGACGACAGCGUGACACGGAGCUCGAUGCCGUUUCGCAGCACGAGCGGCAUUUGCUUUCAUCAGCGCAAAACGAGUCAUUGGCGCUCGGAACUUUGGACAGAAGACGGACCUGUGGUGCUUUACUAUUUGCAGGCCAGUAAAGAAGCAGAGCGCCAACGGUGGAUUCGUGCCCUGCAGCGCUGGAUCGAAGGCGAGAGCCCGACUAAGCUCGGACGCGGAAUCCUCAACUACAUUGUGAACAACGAGUACAGCAACUAUCGCUACGGGCGAAAGGUUGUUGUAGCAAGUGCAUCGCCACCGAGGUCAAUCGGGCUUGUUGGAGAUAUUGCAUCGGCAAGCAGCGUGACAACAGCCCUGUCUCCAGCUUCGCAGGCUGGACGCACAGUCGAGCGAGAGUUUCCUGUCCUCGCGAAUUUGAUCCGAGAUUUGCACGACUGCAAGAAGGAGGACGAGAUGAUUUACAUACUGGACCAAGUCCUGGGCGAAGUGCAGGAUGGAGCGAAUAACGGACACAUAAAGAAGUUGAUUGCUACGGUGGGAAAAGUAAAGCUGGAGCAGUCGGAAGUGAGUUGGACGACCCACGUGAAGACGGCUUACGCAAACAUCAUGAAGGCGCUGCAGACGGCUCCGAGUGGUCCAGAGCCAAGCAGCCAAGCACCGACACUGCGAGCCCCCAACGUUGCGCGUCAGAUUUCAGGCGGUAGCGCUGACUUGAGCGAAAGUAGCCGCUCGCUGAGUGCUGCGGAAAUGGCAUCGUUUCACCGGUUCUACAAGCUUGGACGAAAGCUUGGCUCUGGCGCGUUCUCGGUGGUACAUAUUGCGACACAUCGCGAGACGCGGAAGCAAGUUGCUGUCAAGUGCAUUGCAAAAGCAAAGAUGGGGUAUUUGGAUGUGCACUCGUUGAACCAGGAGGUGGAGGUCAUGUCGAGUCUGGACCACCCGAACAUUGUACCUCUGCUGGACUAUUUUGAAGAAGACAGAUACUACUACAUUGUGACCCCACUUUGUACGGGUGGCGAGCUCUUUGACGACCUGGUAAAGCGGAAGAGUUACACCGAAGAGGAUGCGCGCGUGCUGAUGCGUAAGCUCGCCAGUGCCAUCGAUUAUCUGCACUCGCGUGGUAUUGUGCAUCGUGAUCUCAAGCCUGAAAACAUUUUGCUGAAGACGUCAGCGCCUGGUGCCGAAGUGAUGAUUGCUGACUUUGGCUUUGCCAAAUCUAUGAACGGCUCGCGCCGAGGUACUGCUUGUGGCACCCCGGGGUAUGUGGCCCCCGAGGUGGUGCAAGGCGAGCCGUACGGAGCCCAAGUGGACUGUUGGAGCCUUGGCGUCAUCUUGUUCAUCCUGCUGUGCGGGUACCCGCCAUUCCCUGGCGCGAACCACGCCACGGUGCUUGACAAGGUCGUGAAGGCUGAUUACGAGUUUGAGUCGCCAUAUUGGGACAAGGUGUCGGACGAGGCGAAAGAUCUGGUGUCGGAGCUACUGUCAGUGGAUCGCACGAAGCGGCUCGACGCGCUGGGCGUUUUGGCUCACCCGUGGAUGGAUGAGACUCGUCCGUCAACCAUUAGCUGUACCGAUGACAGCGAGCUGCGGAAGCGCAUGACGCGCAAGUGCUCGAACCUGUUACCGGCGCUGCAGCAGAUGCGCAAACACAGUCUGACGCACGGGAGCCCGAAGAUCCGUCCGUCAGACAUGAAUGUGGACGACAUUGAGCUAGACGAGCUGACGAUGGACAGUGACAAGGAGAUGCUUGAGCGCGAGCUAGCGGACAUGAAGAGUUUCUAA